This is a messenger RNA of Acyrthosiphon pisum (pea aphid), 601 nucleotides long. RefSeq names its product signal recognition particle 14 (gene Srp14). Gene Ontology annotation, cellular component: signal recognition particle, endoplasmic reticulum targeting. The record is from RefSeq and is marked provisional. Lineage: Eukaryota; Metazoa; Arthropoda; Insecta; Hemiptera; Aphididae. The coding region runs from base 179 to 496 and encodes 105 amino acids. Gene Ontology annotation, molecular function: 7S RNA binding; endoplasmic reticulum signal sequence receptor activity. The transcript is spliced from 4 exons. Gene Ontology annotation, biological process: SRP-dependent cotranslational protein targeting to membrane.
AUGAAACAACAAAAUUCGUUCGCUGCAAAUCCGUUCACGAUCAAAUCAACAAAAUCGAAAUAUUUUGCACCAUAAUAUUAUUAACAAUUAUUUAUAUUUCUGGAAGUAUGUUUAUUGUUUGAUAGUCUACUUACCGACGUCACGUACAUACGGUUGUUUUAUACAUUCUGUCAGAAAUAUGGUUCUCCUCGAAAAGGCCAAAUUUUUGGAAGAGCUAAACAUUUUGUUUAAUACAUCUCAGUCAUCUGGAUCAGUGAGAAUAACAAUGAAAUUAUUGCUAUUGAGUAAAAAAGACUCAAAGGAUCAAAAACUUAAAAUUGAAGUACCUAAGGAAAAAGUAUGUUUAAUCAGGGCUACAUUCAAAAACAAAAAAUUAAGUACUAGAAUAACUGCUGAUGAAGUGAGCUCAUUUCAAGAAGAGUAUUGCACAUUGUUGAAAAAUUCGUUAAGUAGUUUGAAAAAGACUAAAAAGUUAAAGAAAAAAGCCAUGUCUUAAAGUGUACAACAUAGUUUGUAAUGUUUCAAAUAUUUUUUCAAACAUAAUCUAUUUAUGACUUGUACACAGUUAAUGUUUUUUUUAUUAAAAUAAGAUUUUACAAUA